This is a messenger RNA of Trichoderma virens Gv29-8, 3816 nucleotides long. RefSeq lists its product as uncharacterized. Gene Ontology annotation, biological process: nucleoside metabolic process. Gene Ontology annotation, molecular function: protein binding; ATP hydrolysis activity. The coding region runs from base 1 to 3816 and encodes 1271 amino acids. Lineage: Eukaryota; Fungi; Ascomycota; Sordariomycetes; Hypocreales; Hypocreaceae. The transcript has 3 exons. The record is from RefSeq and is a predicted model, not a curated record.
AUGUCGAGUGUUAACGAUUACACUGUUGGUUGGAUAUGUGCUAUUAGCACAGAACUAGUUGCUGCCAGAGCAUUUCUCGACGAAGAGCAUGAUCCUUCCGGCGCCGUUUCUCCUCACGACAAUAAUGUCUAUACGUUAGGGAAGAUGGGGAAGCACAAUGUUGUCAUUGCUGCCUUGCCAGACGGGGAAUAUGGUAUCAGCGCAGCGGCAUCCGUCGCUAGAGAUAUGCUACAUAGCUUCCCUAAUGUCAGGUUUGGUUUGAUGGUAGGCAUUGGAGGUGGCGUUCCAAGCAAUCACGACAUCCGCCUGGGAGAUAUCGUUGUUAGCGCCACACGCAAUGGACAAGGAGGAAUAUUCCAAUAUGAUUUUGGAAAAACAAUUCAGGCCCAAGAGUUUCAAAAUAUAAUGUUCCUGGACCAACCUCCGACCCUUUUACGGAGCGCUGUCGGUGAUCUCAAGGCUCGCUACGAGAGCGAUGGUCAUCAGUUUCAAGAGGUUAUAAACAAUAUCUUCAACAAGAAACCGAGGCUCCGAAAAAAAUACCAACGGCCUAACCCGAAUACCGACCGAUUGUACAUCAGCAGUGCAGUUCACCCUUUCACGAAUGAUGAAAUGUGUGCAACAGCCUGUGGCGAUUCAAUGUUAGUGCCACGAGAACCACGGGAAGAGUAUGAAGAUGAUCCGGCAAUUCACUACGGUCUCAUUGCAUCAGGGAAUCAGCUAAUGAAGGAUGCUCUCAUUCGAGAUGAACUUGCCUUGAAGAAGGACGUCCUUUGUUUUGAGAUGGAGGCAGCAGGGCUGAUGAAUCACUUCCCUUGUCUCGUAAUUCGUGGGAUAUGUGACUACUCAGACUCACACAAGAAUAAAUAUUGGCAGGGCUACGCAGCAAUGACCGCAGCUGCUUAUGCAAAGGAUGUUCUUAAAUGCGUCCCCCCUAAUAAGAUCGAGGCUGAGCAACGGAUUGGAGAUGCACUUUCCGGAGUGAAAGAAAGUGUCGAUCAUCUUAUCCGUACGCAGCAUGAUGGGCGCAAUCUGGCCAUUCUGAACUGGCUCGCUUCAGGUGAAUACGGUGCACAACAGAGCGAUUGUCUCAGGCAACGAGAACAAGGAACCGGAGAAUGGCUUCUCAAUUCAGACCAAUUCCAGACCUGGAUCAAAGGCGAGAAUCAGAUGCUGUUCUGUCCAGGCAUACCGGGGGCGGGCAAGACUAUUCUGACGUCAAUUGUUAUUGAUCAUCUUCAUUCGCAUUUUCAAGAAGAUCCAAAAUCAGGCAUUGCAUAUUUCUUUUUCAAUUAUAAGCGCCAGGACCAGCAAAAAAAUGAAGACUUACUGGCGAGUUUGUUGAGGCAGCUUACCGCACGUCAACCUUCUAUGCCCAAAGUAGUGCAAGACCUUUAUGAUCGACAUAAUGGACAAAGGACACGACCAUCUACCGACGAACUCAUGCAGGCUCUUCAGUCUGUAGUGAUAACAUAUUCAAGAGUUUUCAUCAUGAUCGACGCACUUGAUGAGUGUAGAUCAGUUGAUCACACUCAUUCGAGCGUUUUAUCCGGUAUCUUUACACUUCGGUCAAAAACCAAGGCAAAUUUCUUCUUAACCUCUCGACUUAACGCGAACAUCACAGAAAAUUUUGAGGGCAUUCCUGAACUAAAGAUAUAUGCAAACAAUGACGAUGUUCAAAGAUACCUAAGGGGUAAUAUGCGCCAUCUUCCAAGAUUUGUGCGCGACGAUCCCGGCCUGCAGGAAAAAAUAAUUACUAGUAUUCUUAAAGCCGUCCAGGGAAUGUUCCUUUUGGCCCGGUUCCAUCUCGACUCCUUGAAAGGGAAAACAAAGCCCAAGGAAAUUACGAAUGCCUUGCAAAAACUAGCCACAGGCUCCGAUGCAUACGAGCAAGUCUACAACGAAACUAUGCUCCGUAUUAUCAGCCAAUACAAAGAGCAAGCACAGCUUGCAAAGUCGGUCCUCUCUUGGGUCACCUUUGCAAAGAGACCACUCACCGUUGUUGAGCUUCGGCAUGCGCUUGGUGUGGAACACGGAGAGUCCACCUUUGACGAACAAAAUAUGCCGGAUAUUGAGCUUAUGGUGUCUGUAUGUGCUGGCUUAGUUACUAUCGAUAAUGAUAGUAACAUUAUCCGGUUAGUCCACUAUACUGCCCAGGAGUAUUUCCAACAGGCACACGAUACAUGGCUUCAAGAACCCCAAGCCGAAAUCACAACAACCUGUAUUACGUACUUAUCAUACAAGGUGUUUGAACCCGAAACAGGCGAUAAGUAUGAUGAUUUUGUGGCAUGCAAUAAUGCUCAUCCGCUCUACGAUUAUGCCUCGAAGUAUUGGGGCUACCAUGCGCGUGAAGACUCUGUGUUAAGAGCCGACGUAAUGGCGUUUUUAGAGGAUAUGGCCAAGAUAGGGUCACACUGCAAGAUAUUAGAGAGUAUGGGAGGGCCAAUUGAAUUUUCAAACAGAAAAUUGGCGCAUCACACGACAGGACUACAUUUAGCAAGUUGGUUUGGACUCAUCGCAGCUGUUGAUCUAAUUCUAAGCAACGGUGAUAUCGAGGCUCCGAACGAAGCUGGAGAGACACCACUACAUGUCGCAGCUCAGAAGGGCCAUGAGCCCAUCGUCCAAAUGCUACUGGACAUGGACGCUAAUAUCGAUGCUAAAAACAAAGGUAGAAGAACACCGCUACAUUGUGCAGCUUGUCAUGGACAGGAGGCAGUAGUUCAGAUGCUUCUUGAUAGGGGCGCUGAUAUUGAGGCUGUUUCAACACAUGGCUAUACCCCGCUACAUCAUGCGGCCCUGUAUGGAUAUGAGGAAAUAGCUCGGCUGCUUCUUGACAGAGGCGCUGAUAUCGAGGCUGUUUCGACAGAUGGCUAUACCUCACUACAUUUUGUAGCCCAGCAUGGACAUGAGGAAAUAGCUCAGCUGCUUCUUGACAGAGGCGCUGAUAUCGAGGCUGUUUCAACACAUGGCCGUACCCCGCUAUACUAUGCAGCUGAGCAUGGACGUGAAGCAGUAGUUCAGAUGCUUCUUAAUAGAGGUGCUAAUACUGAGGCCGUCAAAGGAUUUUAUGGCUUGGAACCUUUAUUAAUAGCUGCCUCGAGUGGCUAUGAAGCUAUUGUCCAGCUACUUCUUGACAAGGGCGCGAAUGUUGAGGUUGUUACAAGAGUAGGCUACACGCCGCUAAUUGCUGCAGCUUCUGGUGGCUUUGAAGCUAUUAUCCAACAGCUUCUUGACAGAGGCGCUAAUAUUGAGGUUACUGAAACGAUAUCUGGGAUGACGCCAUUACUUCAUGCAGCUAGGACUGGAUGUCAGGCAGGAGUCCAGAUGCUUCUCAACAAAGGCGCUAAUAUUGAGGCGACUGGAACAACGUCUGGCAUGACACCAUUACUUUUUGCAGCUCAAUUUGGACGAGAAGCUGUUGCUCAGCUGCUCCUUGACAGAGGCGCUAAUAUUGAGGCGACUGAAACAACGUCUGGCAUGACACCGUUACUUGUUGCAGCUAAGUUUGGACGAGAAGCUGUUGCUCAGCUGCUCCUUGACAGAGGCGCUAAUAUUGAGGUGACUGAAACAACAUCUGGCAUGACGCCGUUACUUUUUGCAGCUAAGCGUAGGCUUGAAGCACUUGCCCAGCAGCUUCUUGAUAGAGGCGUUAAUAUCGAGGCGACUGAAACGAAGUCUGGCAGGACACCGUUACUUCUUGCCGCUAAGUGCAAAUGUAAAUAUCAUGCCCAGAAGCUUCGCGACAGAGAUGCUGUUCUGAAGUCGUAUGGACCAAAUCUUGGCAGAAGCAUAUUACGUUCUGCAGAAAAAGUAUAA